Candidozyma auris is the source of this 1884-nucleotide messenger RNA. RefSeq lists its product as uncharacterized. The record is from RefSeq and is a predicted model, not a curated record. Bases 1 to 1884 code for a protein of 627 amino acids. The transcript has a single exon. Lineage: Eukaryota; Fungi; Ascomycota; Pichiomycetes; Serinales; Metschnikowiaceae.
AUGAUCAAAGGAAGUCCGCUUGUAUUACUUAAAGAGCUAUCUGUGGGAUUUGGGUAUGGCCUCUGGUUCUCUCGUCACCAUCUCAUCCACUCAUUCAUCAUCAUCCCGUUGGGAAUCGUGAUUUUGUUCACUAUUUUGUAUGGCCUCAACGUACUUUUAAGCGAUGAACUAAAGAUUCAAUUCCCCGCCUCAGUAUUAGGCAUGUUGAUCAACCUUAUAGCUUUAUGUGUUCUCGAUGCUGUUGCUUCAUUGAAGGACUCUAGUCAAAAGCCGAUUGCGAUGUUAGGGAAUGCAUUUUGGUGGAUGUUAGAGAAAUAUUUGAUGAUAAUAAAACCAAGCAUGAAUUUCUCCUUGAAAUGGAUCAAUGUGUUCUUCAUUCCAUCAUUCGUCGUGCUUCCGUUGAGCGACCAUAUCACCUUCAUCGAAUGUUUAAAAAUCGCUGGCGUCUUUGUUGUGGGAGGAGCAGCAUUGAUGAUAUUCGAUGUUUACUCAAUAAUAUUGCUCAAGAAACUUCUAUAUGCAUUAAGUAUUCUAAAGGUUGAUGAUAAAUAUGGAUCAUCAACUGGCGCUCAUCUUAUUCCCAAAGAAUCGGGCGAAUCGCCUAAUGAUGAUUCAGAAAUGAAUGGCUUACCCUUCUUGAAUGUUAAUCACUCAUAUAUCUCAGCUAUAAACGACAUCACCACGAUUGAUUUGACGCAGUUAAGAUCUGUCAAAACUGCCCCUGAGCAUAAAUCAAGACCAUACAACUGUUCAAAUAACUCAAUUGGGAUGGAUGUCGUGGAGGAGGAUAAUUUGAGAAGGUUCUCAACUUCCCCAAACAUUCUCCAAGAACAACCAUCUGAGGCUACUUCGGAUACCCACAUGUCACUCAGAUCCAGUUUCUCGCAAGCAGAUAAAUCAAAAGAUCCGAUUGCACAUUUGUCAGGCAUUUCAAGAAGCACAACUGUGUUCAUUUCUAAUUACAUCGAUUGGUUUCUUUUUUUUGCCAUGUUUGUGGUGUCACUACCCUUGUAUUAUGUGUCUUCCAUUCAUAUAAUGCUCUUCUAUCACCUCAGUUUGACUGUGUUGUCUUAUUAUGUUGCAUUGCUAAUACCAAUCAAAGUUCCUCAUUUGAGAAAAUUUGCGCAUCCAAUUUUGAUUUCAACUGUCUUGAUAUUAUUUAUCUGCUUCAUUGGCUCGCUCAUCUAUCAUAAAGGUGUCCCACAAGGCUUUCUACAGGAUUUGCAGUUUUACAAGACAGGAAAGACUUAUCUUCGUCUUUUUAAUAACAAGGCCAUGUAUAAUAAUGGAGAGAUUAUUCCCGAAUUCCAUCGAAAUUUCACUGCUGUUCCCCUCUGGCCGGGAUGUGGUGACAUUCUCUCAUCAUUGAUGGACAUAUCCAUCGUAUCUUUAUCCUUACCCAUGUUUACCCAUAGACGAGACUUCAAAAACAACUUUUGGGUCCUCAUGCCACCCAUUCUUGCUUCAAUAGCACUCACAUUUUUUUGUUAUCCGCUUGUCUGCUACCACAUCGGUAUUAGCCCAGAAAGGUCCAUUGGCUUCAUAGGAAGACUGGUCACAUUAGCUCUUGGAACUCCCCUUAUUGGCGCUCUAGGUGGAUCUGUUUCCUUGAUGGCCGUUUGUACUAUUUUGAGCGGCAUUUUGGGUGUGCUUGUAGGUGACUCCUUUUUUAGCCUUCUUAGGAUAUCGUCAGACGAUUUUGUCACGAGAGGUGUGACGCUAGGUAUAAACUGUGGAGCAAUUGCAACUGCUCAUUUAUUAAAUGUUGAUCCCAGGGCCGCGUCUAUGAGUUCAUUGAGUUUUAGUACUUUUGGAACAAUCAUGAUUAUUCUCGCUAGUAUUAACGCAGUCCGCGAACUUAUUCGAUCGUGGGUUGGGUUGUGA